GCUGAUCCAGUGCUGUGCAAUGAGAGAAAUGUUGGCUGAGUGUCUGCAGGAAAGUGGUUUCACUAUGAAAGAACAGCUGGUUCGUGCAGAAAAUGCAUCCACCGGCCUCUCUCUCUGCAUCCUUCCCAUUCCCUUCACUCCCACCCACCAUCCCUCUGCCCACAACCACCAGGGAGGCAGGGAACCCAUUGAGUGGGACAUCCCGGAGGUGGUUUGGCAUUGCUGCUCCCUGUAACUCAUGGCAGAGGGGCAGGUUGGGGCUGGGCAGUGGGGCACAUUGACUCUGGCUUCUCUGGGAGCAUCAGCUGAACCCCACGGGCUGAAAGUCAUCUUUUGUCCCAGCAUAAGAUGGGCAGCCCCCAUUGAGGGCUCAAACCAUAGGGAUAUUUCAUCCCCAACCUCCUUCCCUGUCCCUUACUGAGGCCAUGGACCAUCCUGCCCCUUUGUGGGGUGCUGCCUGCCCUGAGCUUUUCCCCCUUUUUAAGGCUCUUUUCUCCCAUCAGGAUGGGGGCACACAGGAACCAGGGCUUUGCUGCCACUCUGACAGCACAAGGAGAUGAACGCUGCCUGGGAACAAAGCUUCCUGAUGUGGUUGUCACUGCCCCUGUGCAAGGCAGGGAAACUGAGGCAGAGCUGCCUCUGUCAGCAACAUCCUGCAGCCUAUUCCAGCCCAGCACCUGCAGCCAGGGCUCAGCUGGGGCUGCUUAACCCACUGAUGGGCUCCAGCUGGAGCUGGUGGGGCUGGUGGGGCAGGGCUCAGCACUGGGCCCCUUCUGAGCUCUUAUAAACCAGCAGCCUAAGAGCCCUCAGAGCUUUUUCUCCCUUUUCUUUUCCCCCCCUGACUUUUAGGAGCCUCAGUUUGGAGGUGGGAGGGUUGGGCUUUGCUCCCUGCAGCUCUUGGAUGUAGUGCCAGGAUUUCCCACACUUCCCAUUGUUGCUUUCCUUAUGCAGCUGAAGGAUCAUGGCAUCGCGUAGCUCCGUGGUGGCCCUGGGGCUCAGCUCCCAGCCCAGCUGCAGCACCGCGCUGUCUGCACAAAGGAAUUCCUUCCCUGGACUGCAUCUCCCAUCACAAAGCUGCUUGCUCAGCCAGGACAGCUUCUUCAAGAGCUCCAACGGGAGUUUCUGUGAUACAAGCAAUGCUGUGGGCUCAGAACCCUUCAACUGCAGCUGCUCCAUCCCUGACCCGCAGCUGAUCUACAGGAUUGUGGCCCAGGUGGAAUUCUACCUCUCCGAUGAGAACCUGGCCAAGGACGCCUUCCUCCUGAAACAUGUCCAGAAGAACAAGCUGGGCUUUGUCAGCAUCAAACUGCUGACGUCCUUCAAGAAGGUGAAAUACCUGACCCGUGACUGGCGCCUCACUCUUUACGCCCUGCGCUUCUCCAAGCUGCUGGAGGUCAACCAGGAGGGCACCAAAGUGCGACGUCGCGUCCCCAUCCCUGACUCCAUCCUCAACAUCCCCCCCACCAAACUGCUGCUGGCCUGGGACCCGCUGCCCCUGGAGCCGGGUGACGCAUCGCUGCCUCUGCAGAAGAACUUCAUUGAGACCAUCACGCAGAUGUUCAGCCCCUUUGGAGCCAUCGCCUCCAUCCGCAUCCUGCGGCCGGGCCGAAAGCUGCCGUCGGAUGUGAGGAAAUACACAGCGCAAUUCCCGGAGCUGCUGAGCCACCACUGUGCGUUGGUGGAGUAUGAGAGCCUGGAGAGCGCGCGCAGGGCAUGCGAGGAGCUGGGCCAGCCCUGUGCCCACAGCAUCUGCGUGGUGCAGCUGUCAGGGAAGGGAUCCAAGCAGAGGAGCAGGGCUGAGGGAAUGGAGCUGGCGGAGAUGCUGGGAUGGAAGCAGAGAGCUGAAGCCUUCCCUUAUGGCAAUGGGGAUUCACUGUUCUGCAGCUCCAUGGAGUCAGACGUGGCCUCAUCUCAGCUCCUCUCAGCGCCCACUUGGCCCCAUGGCCACAGCUUCCAGCCUGGCUGCUUCAGCAGCCCCUUCACAGGGUCUCUCCUGUCCAGCACAGCCUUCCCUCCGCUCACUGCAGAGCUGGGGUUCAGCCCCAAGAGCCCCGAUUCGUGCUGGGGGAGCAUGUGGGCCCCGUGGCACAGCAGCAUCCCCCACAGCCCCCCUAUGGAUGCCACGUCCCCUCCCAGAACCUCCCUGGCUGUGAAGCCCAAGUCCUGCAUGCUGCGCCCGCCCCAUGGGCCCGAUGGCACCAAAGGCUUCUACAACAGCAUUGGGAGAGGGAAGCUUGUCCUCGAGCACUGAGGCUCCUUUAUCUUUGGGUUAUGGGAUUUAUUUUUUUUUUUUUUAAUUAUUAUUAUUUAAUUUCCCCUUUUUUCUUGAGCAGAACAUCUCUUUGUUGUGGCCCACAGAGGCACUGCCGCUGUGUGUGGUUCUGAUUUGGAGUGAGGAUGCUCAGGGCAACAUUCAAAGCUUUCCAAUGCCUGAGCUGUCCUCACUGCCCAUAUUGGGGUCUGUGCUCAGCUGACGGUCACUGGUUCUGCCCCAUCACUCCCACACACCCUGGGGAUGAUGAUGGUGAUGCCAAGAGCUCGAGCGUGGCAGAAUGGUGGCACCAUGGCCUGAAGGUGCUGUGCUGGCUGCAUUGGUGUGAAGUGGAAGAGCUCAGAUGUGGAAUGCUCAAUAAAGAGAGGUGAAGUUUCCAGGCAUUUUCUGGCUGUGAAAGUGAGGUUAUUUUUUCCCUCUGGUGUAUUGGCUUUAAGGUGGGCAAAUGAGGAGGGGAGUUGGGGGUGCUGUCCCAACAGCAGCUCUUUCCCUUAGUCUUCUUUGGGUUAUUUUAUGUUGUUUUGCUGUAGCAGGGAGGACAAGCCUCUGGAAUGGGCCUUUAGGGUGGGUGCUUUAAGGGCUUUGAUCAAAUGUUGUCAUUGAUGUCCAUACCCCCACACCCCCCUUUGGAAGUGACCCCAUCUGCCUUUGGGAUGAAGGCACUGCACCCCCCUCUGCCCUUGACCUGGGUUUCACUGCAGGGCUGGGGAUGUGACUG
This is a messenger RNA of Coturnix japonica (Japanese quail), 2990 nucleotides long. RefSeq names its product la-related protein 6-like. NCBI's taxonomy places the organism in Eukaryota, Metazoa, Chordata, Aves, Galliformes, Phasianidae. The record is from RefSeq and is a predicted model, not a curated record. Gene Ontology annotation, biological process: RNA processing. Gene Ontology annotation, molecular function: mRNA binding. Gene Ontology annotation, cellular component: nucleus; ribonucleoprotein complex.